CCACUGAGUCCCCGGCUGUCAGUAGCUGAGAGCGGUGACAGCUGAACACGUUUUCGUCCCUUUGCUUCGAGCCGAAUACAGUCGCCACGAUGUUUGAGGAGGCGAGUGAAGUGUUUGACAACAUGUUCAAGUCCUCGUUCCCCCUGACCUUCAUCGUCUUCAUCCCGGCGGUGCUCAUCCUGGUGUCGCCGCUCCCGGCCGAGGCGGCUCAUGAGUUCACCGUCUACCGCAUGCAGCAGUACGACCUGCAGGGGCAGCCGUACGGUACCAGGAACGCCAUCCUGAACACGGAGGCUCGUACUGUAGAGGCAGAGGUACUAAGUCGUCGCUGUGUUAUCAUGCGACUGGCGGACUUCUCCUAUGACAAGUACCAGAAAGCCCUGCGUCAGUCAGCCGGCGCCGUGGUCAUCAUCCUUCCCAAGAACAUGUCUGCUGUGCCGCAAGACAUAGUUCAGCAGUUCAUGGAGCUGGAACCGGAGAUGUUGGCUACCGAGACCAUCGUCCCCGUUUACUUCGCCAUGGAGGACGACGAGCUGAUGUCCAUCUACACUCAGACGCUCACCUCCUCCUCCUCGCAGGGCGCCUUAUCAGCGGCCGAAGUCCUGCUGCAUACAGCCACAGCCAACGGCUUCCAGAUGGUGACCAGCGGCGCUCAGAGUAAAGCCAUCAACGACUGGGCCAUCACCAGUUUAGAGGGUCGUCUGGCUGGAGUCGGAGGAGAAGACCUUCCCACCAUCGUGGUGGUGGCUCAUUACGACUCCUUCGGCGUCGCUCCCUGGUUGUCGUACGGAGCUGACUCCAAUGGCAGCGGCGUCUCCAUGUUGCUGGAACUGGCUCGACUCUUCUCCAAACUCUACACCUACAAGAGGACACACGCUGCGUAUAAUCUGCUUUUCUUUGUGUCCGGAGGAGGAAAGUUUAACUACCAGGGAACCAAACGCUGGCUGGAGGACAACCUGGACCACACAGACUCCAGUCUGCUGCAGGACAACGUGGCCUUCGUGUUGUGUCUCGACACUCUGGGAAACGGAGACUCGCUUCACCUCCACGUGUCCAAACCUCCUAAAGAGGGAACCCCUCAGUACUCUCUGCUCAAAGAACUGGAGAUGGUGGUCUCGAGUCAGUACCCGGAGGUGAAGUUCUCGAUGGUGCACAAGAAGAUCAACCUGGCCGACGACAUGCUGGCGUGGGAGCACGAGCGCUUCGGGAUCCGCCGCCUGCCGGCCUUCACUCUGUCCCACCUGCCGUCGCACCGCCUGGCUCAGCGCUCCAGCAUCAUGGACGUGCGGUCAGUGUCCCCCUCCUCUCGCCACGGAGCGGGAGAGCCCCCUGCUGGGCCUCACGUAGACGUGAAGAAGCUCGGCAGGAACACCAAAGUGGUGGCCGAGGCGCUGGCCAGGGUCAUCUACAACCUCACCGAAAAGUCUGCUGCAAAGGGGGCACCCGGAGACCUGCAGAUCUUCACAGAACAGAUGCAGGUGCAGGAGGAGCAGCUCUCGGCGGUGGUGGACUGGCUCACAGCGCAGCCUCGAGCCGCCCAGCUGGUGGACAAAGACAGCAGCGUGGUGUCCACUCUGGAGUACCACCUGGGACGCUACCUCAAGGACGUCAAGAAGCACUACGUCAAAGCUGACAAAAGGGAUCCAGAGUUUGUUUUCUACGACCAGCUGAAGCAGACGAUGAACGCUUACAGAGUGAAGCCGGCUAUUUUUGACCUGCUGCUGGCUGUCUGCAUUGCAGCCUACUUAGGGAUGAUGUAUCUGGCCAUCCAGAACUUCGGCGUCCUGUACAGCGUGGUCCGUAGAAUCACUCAGCCCAAAGCCAAGACCCACUAAGACUCCCCGACCCGCUGCACCGUCUCCUCCAAUCAGUGAACUCUAGCCAGUAAGGAUGCAGAAGCCGGACCGAGCUGCUGCUGCUGCUGCUCUCGCGACGGUUUCCAAACCAGCAGAAUCACUUCCAUUUCUCUCCACGAACUAUGAUGUCAGAUCCUGUCUUGCUGCCAACUCGACCCGUUUGGUCUCCGCCACCGGAAUAAUCAGGAAUCACAUUUUUCUCUCCGCGGGCGUCCUGGCGCUCGCUCGAGGACGCGUCUCGUCGUCCGGCUCUCCGAGGGAUGUCCGUGAGGUUAUAACGUUUCUUCUCAGUGAACUUUACGAGCCAAACCGACGUCGUGUGUUUUUUUUCUCAGGCAGCUAGAGGGAGAAGAGAGUUCAGCCCGACCCGUUUCCUUUUUGUCCUGUUCGCCCACCUGUUGCUCGGGUUUUCAGGUCUUUCUCAGCGCAACACUCCUGCGAUCGUUCGUGCUUUUGAAAGAGUUAUUGAUCGCUGCGUCCCUCCUUAAACCCACAGCACAACCCAUGACAGGAUUAGGUUCACCACACAGCCUCCAAAGGUGUUUGUGCUCAGACCAGACUCUGGCUUUUUGGGUUUUUUUUGGUCUCCUGAAGCUUGUAACUGAUGAUUAUGUUCAGGAUUUAUUCAUUUGUUGCUUUAAAAUUGAUAAAAAGGCAGACGGUUGCAUCUUCAGCUGGAUCAGAUCAUCAUGGAGGUCGAUAAGUGAUCAUCAGAGGAAAAAUUCAAAUCUUGGAAAUUCAGAAUAACUUCAUUAAAAUGUCUUUUUUUUGGUUUGUUUAACUAAACUAGAGGUUUUGAGCCGUCUGAUUACCAGUAGAGAUGCCUCGACACACGUUUUUUAACCAUUAGUUUAAUAGGAAAUCAAUUUAAAUUAAAAAAAGAUCCUUAAAAUGAGGAAAAACCCUGAAUAUUUGAUCUGAUUGAUCAUCUGAUCAUCCUCACAUUAAAUAAAUCCAAACCAGCGAGUUCUCUUCAUACAUUUCCUGUUUAUUUUCCCCCUUCACAGCCACCAGUAACUCUUCAGUCGAGUUUUGUGCCGAGACGGACUUCAAGAUUAAACCCCUGAACUCGUUCCUUGUUUAAAUCCUCAGUUUAUGGAGAAUAAAAAAUAAAAAGAAGACGAGCUGUGAACGAAAUGUGAAGUAGUGUUUAGAUAUUUCCUCCUGAUUCCUGCGUUUGUCGUGAAUUUGUUCCAAACUAACAUUUAUUUUUUUUUCUUUUUCUUGCCAAAAUCACAAACUCUGUACGAAUCUCCCCGUCUGGUGUGUAGUCAUAGAAAUGUUUGCCUCUUUUUUUUUUUUCUUCUGUUGCCGUGCCUGUGUGUGUGUGAGUGUGUGUGAGUGUGUGUGUCUUAUUUUUACAAGUGUUUUAUUAAAAAUCCUGAAUUGAUUAUGAAAUAAAUAAAGAAGCCGAAGAAAAGGAACCCGAGGGCUGGAAAAGGUCA
This is a messenger RNA of Stegastes partitus (bicolor damselfish), 3301 nucleotides long. It is a transcript of the gene ncln, whose product is annotated as nicalin. The record is from RefSeq and is a predicted model, not a curated record. The transcript is spliced from 15 exons. Gene Ontology annotation, cellular component: membrane. Lineage: Eukaryota; Metazoa; Chordata; Actinopteri; Pomacentridae. Gene Ontology annotation, biological process: regulation of signal transduction. Bases 90 to 1835 code for a protein of 581 amino acids.